Messenger RNA from Paramuricea clavata, 330 nucleotides. Lineage: Eukaryota; Metazoa; Cnidaria; Anthozoa; Malacalcyonacea; Plexauridae. The record is from the annotation of a GenBank genome assembly.
AUGGCGGCCACACGCUCGAAACCUAGCUCCGUUAAUAAUCAAAGUUCUAAAGAUACUGAUAUGGAUAUGAUUUCUUUGUCGGUUGUAAAAGAGCUUCUUAAAGUACAAGAAUCUAGUAUUAAAAGUUUUUUGUCAGUUUACAUGGAUAAUACGAACCAGCGAUUAGAUCAAAUUAUUCGAACUGUUCAAGAUCUUAAAAAUUCGCUAGAAUUUACUCAAGCUCAGUUUGAAGAAUUUAAAAAGUCAAGUUUAUCAGUUGGCGAGGAAUCCUUUAAAAAGAUGACAGAUUUCGCAGCUAAAUUUCAAGAUUUCUCAACCAUAAUUGAUGAA